GCCUCAACGAAGUGUUUAAAAUUUAAAUCCUUUUUGCUGUGGCUAAUUAUUGAGCAUUUGUGAUUUGGGGCUAACACUCUAACCGAAGAUAUAUCUGUUUUACUUGAAAUUCGGUGCUUUUAUCAAUCUAAAAUUGCACUUUUUUGGGUCGAAUUUCAGCAAAACGAACACAGGUAGAUUAUUAUGAAGAUAGCAAGGUACAAGAAGGCUCAAAAAUACUUAAAAUUUUAUUACAAUAACUUUGGACUUCAUCAGCCAUAUCAAGUUUUAAUUGAUGGAACAUUCUGUUUUGCUGCUUUCAAAGAACAAAUCAAUAUUAGGGAACAAAUACCAAAAUAUCUUAAUGGGAAGGUAAAAUUAUUGACAACUAGAUGUAUAAUUAUUGAAACUGAGAAAAUAGCCAAAAAAGCCCAUGGUGCACUUACUAUAUUAAAGCAGUUUGGAAUACAUGAAUGUAAUCAUAAAGAGCCAAUAACUGGUACAGAUUGCAUUACUUCAAUGAUUGGGAAGAAAAAUGAGAAACAUUAUGUAUUGGCCACACAGGAUCGCGACUUGCAAGAGAAAUUGAAAAUGAAACCAGGGGUACCUAUUCUAUAUCUACACAAUAAGUCACCAACCUUACUUAAACCUUCAAAAGCAAGUUAUUUAAGUGCUGAAAAAAGUCUUGAUUCAAAAUCUAGUAAUAUUUUCAUCAGUGAACAGCAAAAUGCAAGUUUGAAAAAUUUGAAAAAAGUUCUGGGGGUUGAAGAAUCAGUUGAAGAUAAUAAAGUUAUUCCAAAGAAAAGAAAGCAACACAACCCCAAUCCUCUCUCUUGUAAAAAGAAAAAAAUACAAGUUACUAAGAGUACUGAUAAAAUCCUAAAAGAUAAAAAACUAAGGAAAAGAAAAAAGGCUAACAAAAACACAAGUUUUCAAUCAUUAGUUGCAUAAGCAAUUCAUUAUGGAAUAUUCAUAAUUUUAAAACUUUUAAAGUCCGAUUAAUUGAUAAUGUCUUUAUGUAGUUUUAUUCAAUAGAGGGCUUGUCAAUAUUGCUGAAAUAAAUAAUUGGGCCCACAAAA
Leptidea sinapis is the source of this 1058-nucleotide messenger RNA. RefSeq names its product rRNA-processing protein UTP23 homolog. Gene Ontology annotation, molecular function: small ribosomal subunit rRNA binding. The record is from RefSeq and is a predicted model, not a curated record. Gene Ontology annotation, cellular component: nucleolus; small-subunit processome. Lineage: Eukaryota; Metazoa; Arthropoda; Insecta; Lepidoptera; Pieridae. Bases 184 to 930 code for a protein of 248 amino acids. The transcript is spliced from 3 exons.